GGUCAAUAGCGGCUGCGUCAGAUUGACUCGAAACCAUUUUGGACUUUCGGGCAUUUCUGCAAUUACGUACUACGCAUUACUUGGACUGAAUAGAUACCCAUAUCUCAAUCUUCAAUGAACCUUGCAAAGUGUCUUUGACUUCCUCAGAGCUUGUCUCACCUGUCGAUCUCGUCCCACUUGAACUAGUAGUAUAUCCGCAACAGACGAGCCCUCAUUCCCCGCGGCGCAUCCCCCUCGUCUCACGAUACAAGCUACUCUCUGUCCGCUCGGUUUUGCGCAGUGUUCCUGGGCUGCGAGCCCACCUUUUGACGCCUAACCACACACCCGUAAAAAUUUCACAACUGUUUAUUUUAUAUUCCAUUUCUUUCCCUCACACAACUUGGACCCUAAAUCCGGAAUCAUGGCCUCCAACCGAUCCCGGCGUAUCGCAAAGGAAAUAGCCGAUAUCCACGCUGAUACGCAGUCUGGGAUCACAGCCGAACCAGUAGGCGGGGAUGAAGAUCUCACACAUCUACGGGGUACAUUUCCGGGGCCCCCAGGCACCCCAUAUGAGGGUGGCACCUACGCUGUGGAUAUAAAAAUACCAACGGACUAUCCAUUUCGGCCGCCAGUAAUGAAAUUCCAAACCAAGGUCUGGCAUCCGAACAUCAGUAGCCAAACGGGUGCUAUCUGCCUUGAUACUCUGUCGUCCGCGUGGUCCCCCGUUCUCACCAUCAAGUCCGCUCUGUUGUCACUACAAUCUCUGCUUAGCACACCCGAGCCUAAGGACCCCCAAGACGCUGAGGUUGCCAAUAUGCUGCUACGGAAACCAAAGGAAUUUGAGAGAGUGGCACAAACCUGGGCUACCCUGUAUGCUGGUGCUCCUAGCAGGACUGCGGGAGAGGGCAGUGGUGGCGCCACUAAUGAGUCGCUGCGACAGCAAGAGCUCAAAUUAAAGGAAGAAGAGGAAAAGGAAGACUUAGCUAAAUACGAUGGGUACAAUAAGGACUUGAUCGACCGCUUCUGCAGCAUGGGAUUCGAUGUGGACCGUGUGGUGGCUGCCUUCAAGUACUACGGUGUUGAUCGGAUGAACGGAGAAGACUACGAACUGGAGGAGGCUUACAUGGGUGACAUUACCGCACGGCUUCUGGGUGAGCCGUAAGUGGUGCGACGCUGAAUGCCUACGGCUGACCAUCUGUUAUGACUAUGCAUGCUGGAUGGAGCUGGUGAAGCAUGAUUGCCUAGCGAGAUUUAUCUUACUUUCUUUGCUUGUUUUUCAGCCCAGAUUAUUACCCAUCACCAGUUAACUAGCUUGUUUUGAG
This is a messenger RNA of Aspergillus pseudonomiae, 1301 nucleotides long. Its product is annotated as E2 ubiquitin-conjugating protein UBC1. The record is from RefSeq and is a predicted model, not a curated record. NCBI's taxonomy places the organism in Eukaryota, Fungi, Ascomycota, Eurotiomycetes, Eurotiales, Aspergillaceae. The transcript has 4 exons. Bases 401 to 1141 code for a protein of 246 amino acids. Gene Ontology annotation, molecular function: protein binding.